This is a messenger RNA of Heterobasidion irregulare TC 32-1, 1119 nucleotides long. RefSeq lists its product as uncharacterized. Lineage: Eukaryota; Fungi; Basidiomycota; Agaricomycetes; Russulales; Bondarzewiaceae. The coding region runs from base 1 to 1119 and encodes 372 amino acids. The transcript has 4 exons. The record is from RefSeq and is a predicted model, not a curated record.
AUGCCAUCUUGGGCCGUGGUUCGGAGGCCAUAUCUUGGGUUAUCGAGAAAAUACAACAGCUUGACUCGGGCGGGUAAGGUGAAGCUGUGGAGUGCGCUCUUAAACGCUGUCUGCGCUUUGGUGGUCGCUAUUCUGGGCAGCCUGUUCAACAACACGGCGCUCAAGUACAUUGCAUUUGGGCUGUCGCUUGUUGCGAUGGCUUUGCCAUUUUGGGCUCUGAAGCAUGAUUUGAAGAAAGACAAUCAACUACCUCUAUCAAACUUGACGCAAGGAAACCAGGAACCUCCAAGGGAUGUCCGUAUCGAUAUGGGAUCCGCAGGGACCGCAGUUGACUCCCAGCAAGGCAACACGAAUACCAUUCGCCAACGACCUCGUCCACAGGCCGCACAGGCUGCACAACCACUUCCAUCACCUCCUCCAUCACCUUCUCCAUUACCGCCUGCACUGCUGCUGCCGCCGCCGCCACCACCACCACCACCACCACCUUCUCCACCACCGCCUGCGCUGCAACCACCACCACCACCUCUCCCUCCUUCUCCUAUUCCUCCUCAAUCAACUCUUUCUCUACCUCCAUCGUCCCCACCGCCUCUUUCAUCAUCACCUUCGCCAUUAGCCCCGCCCCUUCCCACACCCACCGAACCUCUUGAGGUCUACAAAUCCGAAUCUGUCGGCGACCACAAGACCAUGACGACGCGCGCGACGCUCUACCGCGACGGCAUGCUCCUCUGCGAUGUCCACACCGACUGCCGCAACCCGACUCAGGGCCUCCGCGGGCGCGCGCUCCUCCUCGUGCUCGACGCCGCCGGCCGCAUCCUCGCGCGCUUCGAGGUCGUCUGCUCGACGCGCGGCGGACUCCUCGAUUUUUUUACCGAGUCGUCCGGGCGCGAGAUGAUGCGGUACAGCGUCACACAGGACGUGGCGGCGCGCGCGGCGCGGCUCGAGGUGUGGCAGGCGAACAAGGAGAACUUCGAGGCGCUGGAAGCGAGGAUCUUGAAGAUGUAUUCCGUCAAGCAUUGGCGUGAUAUUAGGAUCUGGGAGAUGUUAUGUUCGGCCGGGUAUACGAAGAUCAGAGACUACCAGUUACGUGAACGGGUCGAGAUCGUUUUCAGCGCUGGAUAG